This is a messenger RNA of Hylaeus volcanicus, 1836 nucleotides long. RefSeq names its product protein FAM184A-like. Lineage: Eukaryota; Metazoa; Arthropoda; Insecta; Hymenoptera; Colletidae. The coding region runs from base 42 to 1115 and encodes 357 amino acids. The record is from RefSeq and is a predicted model, not a curated record. The transcript is spliced from 3 exons.
CGCUUCGAAGCUUCGUAAGUCUGAACUCAUUCGCCUCAAAGAUGAAGUUCGCAAUCUCCUUGUUCGUGGUCGUUCUUCUUUCGGCGGAGACGGUCCUAUGCAAACCAACAAGUGACCAAAAACAAGAACAGAAAAGUGGUUUCCUAGGUUUACUUUCGAGUGCAUUAGACAAAACCGGUCUGAAAUCCUACGCAGACAGUGCCAGCAAGGCUGUGGAGGCAGUUAACCCCAUGAAGCUGAGCGACAAGUCGUUACAAGGUGAAGAGAAGAAACACGAAGGUGAUGAUAAACCGGAUCCACACAAAUUGGAAGUGUACGAACAACUUAAAGCCGAAUGGGAGAAACAGAAACAACUGACAGGAGAAUAUAUUAAAGCCGCAACCGAGGACGUCAAAAAUAUGAAGGAAUUAGAAGGUAAAUCCGAAGAGGAGAUGAAACAAUUUUUAGCGCAGGCAGCACAAACUGAACAGCUAGCGCAGAAAAAUUCGAAAGAACAGUCAUUCCAAUUCGAAAAGCAGAUACAGAUUUAUUUGAAGCAAAUAGGAGAACUCCAAGAAAAAGCACUGGAGUUUUCGAAGCAAGAACAAAGUAAAUACGAAGAGGAGUCACUGAGAUGUACAAAGAAGGCAGCAGAACUCAAAGAGCAGGCAGAGAAAGCUUCGAAGGAAGAACAAAGUAAACUCGAAGAGCAGGCACAAGCAUUAUUGAAAAAAGCAGAUGAAGCCAAGGAGCAAGCAAAGAAAUUUUCGAAGGAAAUUGAAAUUCUAGUCACAGAGGGGAUACAGAAACUGCAAGUACAAGCAGAAGAAAAAUCGAAGGAAUUGCAGAAACAAGCACAAGAGCAGUCACAGAAAGCUGCAGAAGUUGGAGAACAAUUAAAACAACAAGCUGAAGAAAAGUCGAAGGAAGCACAGAAACAAGCUGAGGAACUAUCACAGAAAGGUUUGGAGAUUGGGGUACAAUUGGGAGACAGCAAAUCGAGUGAUGCACAGAAAGGUUUGGAUAUUGGAUUACAAUUGGGAGGAGAAGCAUCGAAGGAAUCACUAAAGCAAUACGAAGAGGAGAAUGUUAUGGAAAAAGGUGGCCUGUUUAAUCGUCCGAUACUGGAAUUGUAAACGGCUGAUGUCAAGAACUGGCCUUGCUUGACCCUCACUUCCUAUCUAAGGAUGAUGGUUUUUGACGCCUUCAGCAAAGUCCAGGGUGGGAAGGCUAUUUUCAGUGAAAUUGUACAUUUUCAAAGCCUAUUUGAACUCAUCUCAGGAAGCAAUUAACAUACGUAGGAAUAAUAUAUUACUAAAAAGAAAAAAUGCAAGAGUAGACUAUUGCAAAUGGAAAGUGUUGAUUCCUUAUCUCAUAGUAUGGAAUCAAUCAUUUCUUCCUACGAUAUUCAGAAAUGGACAUAAAAGUUAUCUCUAAUUUUUUGUUUUAAUUUUGUACUUGAUCCAUACCCUCGACCAAAUAUUGUUAUGAUAAGUAAUCAGUCUUAAAUUUGUUAAAUACAAUGCUGAAAAUAAUCGCCACCUCAAUUGAAUACUGUGGUGCAAGAACCGAUCGUCUCCAGAAUCGAAGAUGUUUCAAGAAGUACUCUUUUUUAAUUUUUUGAGAUAUGUACUGACUUGGAAUUGUUCAAACAUGGAGAUGACUGAUUUUUGCACAGAAGUUUUCAAGUGUUUGUAUGACUGUAUGUAAUUUAGAAUCAAAAUAAAAGGUUUUUUUCCCUAAAUUCAUUCCAUAAGUGUGGGUUAUAGUGUAUAGUUCUGAUCUGAGAUAAAGAAGGAGGCUGAGCACUUUAUGUACAAAAGCAAUUUUUAUAUAAAUAAAUUAAAUUUACAAUUA